GGCAGCUGAAAUAUGAUAAUACUUUAGCCUGUUUAAGUAGGAAUCAGUUUUCCUCGUUAUAGUUUUGCCAUUCAAACCUUGGUAACUUAUAGAAGAAUCCUAGUUUGGUCGAAAAUUGCGCACAGUAGCCUAACGAUAGGGAUCGUGACAGUCACUCCUACCAAGAUGACAGAGUUAGCCGGGUACUUAGACUGACAGAUAUAAUUUAAUGUCGAUUUGAAAUUCUGCUAUUUUAAAUGUUUUAUAAACAGACGUGACGUAGCAUAACUACAAUGAAGUUAAGUUUUGUGUUUGCCGUGGCAUUUGUAUUUUCUUGGGUUAAUUGCGCGAUAAACCCAUCAUCGGUUGAACAAGAGCUGAGGAAACAGGAAGAGAACGAAUUCGAUAACCUCAGCUCUUUGCUGUCAGACUAUGAGGUGCUGUCCAUGUCUGAGCUUCAUCGUCAUUCGGUCAGAAAGAGGGAUUUGGGAUCCCAGUCAUAUGUAGAGCGAAUGGUUUCUUUCACUGCACUCAGAAGGCAUUUUAAGCUGUACUUGACCACCAACACUGGACUUUUUGCGGAGGACUUCAAGACUGUGUUUGUGAACGAACAAGGAAAGGAGGAGAAAUAUGAAGUUCAGCUGCAGAACUACUUCAAAGGGCACGUCGUAGGAGAGGAGAACUCCCGUGUGCAGGCACACAUGGAUGGAGAUGAGUUCUCUGCCCACAUAAUCACAGAUGAAGCUGAGUACAACGUUGAGCCCUUGUGGCGAUACACAGACGCUCCCCCCGAUGGACGGAUGUUGGUGUAUCGCUCGGAGGACAUUAAAAACAUCAGCCGCAUCGCCUCGCCCAAAGUGUGUGGUUAUGUCAAUGCUGAGGCAGAGGAGCUACUGCCUGAGGAGGUGAAGGAGGCUGUGAAGAGAGAGCAUGAGGAAGAGCAUCAUCGCAGAGAAAAACGAAACGUCCACGAUCACAAGAAAAACACGUGCCCUUUGCUGCUGGUGGCAGACUAUCGCUUUUUCAAACACAUGGGACGUGGAGAGGAGAGCACAACCCUCAACUACCUUAUUGAAUUGAUCGAUCGAGUGGACGAUAUAUAUCGGAACACUUCGUGGGAUGAUGAAUAUAAAGACUACGGGGUGCAGAUUCAACAGAUCAUCAUCAACAAGGAACCCACAAAAGUUAGCGGCAGAGAAGUCCAUUACAAUAUGAAAGGCAGCCCACGGGAAAACAGUGAUGUGUGGGACGUGAAGAAGCUUCUGGAGCAAUUCAGUUUAGACAUUGCAGACAAUGCCUCCACUGUAUGUUUAGCUCACCUCUUCACCUAUCAGGACUUUGAUGAGGGAACACUGGGCCUUGCCUACGUGGCUCCCUCUAAAGCCCUGGCUCUGGGAGGACUGUGCUCAAAAGCAUACUAUCCAUCACACUCUGCAAAGAAACCCAGUUAUCUAAACACUGGUCUAACCAGUACUAAGAAUUAUGGGAAAACAAUUCUCACCAAGGAGGCAGAUCUGGUGACCACACAUGAGCUCGGCCACAACUUUGGUGCAGAGCAUGACCCAGACAACAUCAACUACUGUGCCCCCAGUGACGACCAGGGUGGCAAAUUUGUCAUGUACCCCAUUGCUGUGAGUGGGGACCAUGUUAACAACAAGCGCUUUUCCAACUGCAGUAAAAUCUCUGUUAGUAAAACUCUACGUUUCAAGGCUCCUAACUGCUUUAAGGAGAGGAGCAGUAAAUUGUGUGGAAACUCCCGUGUCGAGGAGGGGGAGGAGUGUGACCCAGGACUCCUUCAUCAAAACGAUGACCCCUGCUGCACUUCCACUUGUAAAUUCAAAGCUGAUUCCCAAUGCAGUGACAGGAACAGUCCCUGUUGUAAACAUUGCAAGUUUGAGGUAGCAGGCAAGACAUGUCAAGAAAACAUCACUGCUACAUGUAAGGGCACCUCUGAUUGCACAGGCUUCAGUAGUGAAUGCCCAGCCCCUGGUAACCUCCCUGACGGUACAGAGUGUGUGGACAAGGGCCAGUGCCGUGAUGGAGAGUGUGUUCCUUUCUGUGAAGCUGUGCACAACCUGCAGUCCUGUGCCUGUAAUGAGACGGAUGACUCGUGUAAAGUGUGCUGUAAAGAUGAGAAUGGGCUGUGCAGUCCCUUUAAAGAAAAGGGACAGUUUCUCUUCCUGCGUAAAGGAAAACCCUGCACCGUGGGCUUCUGUGACGGGGGGGGUAAAUGCAUGAAGCAGGUGCAGGAUGUCAUUGAGAGGUUGUGGGACUUCAUUGACAAGUUGGACAUAAACACAUUUGGCAAGUUUUUGGCAGAUAACAUCGUUGGUUCGGUGGUGGUCUUCUCACUAAUGUUCUGGAUUCCUUUAAGCAUUUUGGUGCAUUGCGUGGACAAGAAUCUGGACCGCGAGUAUGAAGAGAACUCUAAGAAUCUCUUUUAUCCCAGUAACGCGGAGAUGCUGGGCAGGCUGGAGUCAGGCCCCCUGCGCAUCGUCAAAGCCCCUCCCCCGCCCUCCUUUACAGCGGCACGGCCCCAGCCUUCCAUUCCCCCUCCGGCAGGCAGCGGCCAGGUGGCUCCGGGCCCCGCCCCUGCCCAGGGCUCCGCAGGACCCAGAGCGGAUCUGCUGCGAAUGGCCACCAUCGAGGAGGACCCCAGCGGAGACUGUCAUCCAGGAGAAGAAGCGGCGGGGGAGGACUGCCCUCUAAACGCCUCCGACAGGUCCUUCGAGGACAUGACGGAACAGGGGACGCCCAGUCACAGCGACAAGAGACGGCUGAAGAGACAGGCCCGCAUUGACAGUAAGGAGACUGAGUGCUGAGGGCAGGGUGGAAACCUGUUCGCGUUCACACACGUACAAAAAAAAAAAAUCAUUCUGCACUUAGAAAGAAAGAAAAACUAAAAAAAGUCUAAACGUUGAAACCACAGGACGUUCAUACAACCCUUUGACAUAGAAUGCAGGUCUUCUCCUAAAGAGAAAAGAUACAGACUGCACACAUUUUGCUUAUGUUUGAGUUCAGAAAGAAGGUAACAUAUAGAAAAACUGAUGUGAAUUGGGGCCAGUAACUGGAGUUUAAAGGCACUAAGUAAACAAUUAAUAAGAGAAAAAGGAAGUGCCUUUUUUUUUGUAUGGCCUCAGUAUUAAACCUGUGUAGUAACGAUGCACAGAGCUCUUAUAAUACAGCUAGCCCUACUCCGAAUACUUUAUGUUUCCGGAUGGUCAGAGCUGUCACGCUGGAUGGACAGUUUAGAGUCAGUAUGCACACAGGUAGAUCAUGCCACUAAUUUUAAGCCAUAGAAACUAUGAAGGACAUGCACUCUGUCAGUGAAUAUAGGCAGGUGUGCUUAGGUCCUUUCACAUCUUUCAGCCACAUAGAGUUUCAUUCAAUUUUGCACAAUGGAUAUAAUACACAGUAAUAGACUUUUUUAACAACUCCUUACUGGAGCUUGCUCUCUCGCUGUCUG
This is a messenger RNA of Chanos chanos (milkfish), 3445 nucleotides long. RefSeq names its product ADAM metallopeptidase domain 17a (gene adam17a). Gene Ontology annotation, biological process: Notch signaling pathway; membrane protein ectodomain proteolysis. Lineage: Eukaryota; Metazoa; Chordata; Actinopteri; Gonorynchiformes; Chanidae. The record is from RefSeq and is a predicted model, not a curated record. Gene Ontology annotation, molecular function: metalloendopeptidase activity. Gene Ontology annotation, cellular component: plasma membrane. The coding region runs from base 273 to 2801 and encodes 842 amino acids. The transcript has 19 exons.